AUGGCAAAUGCAAGAGAACUAGACAAACAUGGCCUCACUAGAAUCUCCCAACUCUCCUCCAAAUCCAUCUUUUGCACUAAGAAGUACAACAGCAGCAGCCACACACAUCAACACGUUCUUGCGAAGCACGUCCACAAAGGAAGCCUCCUUCUCGGAGUUCCCCUACACCCCGCCGCGCCGGAGCUCCCCCUCCCUCUCCCAGAGCCUCCACGCCUCCCCGGCCUCCUCCCCUCUCCACCCCCUCUCAAGGACGGCCAGAUUUUGUCCAUUGCCGCCUCCAACGGCCUCGUCUACACUGGCUCCGAUAUCAAUGUCAUAAGGGUGUGGAAGCUGCCGGAGUUCUCCGAGUGUGGCCAGCUCAAGACCAAGGCCUGCAUGGUGGUGGCCUUGGAGGUGUCCCAUGACAGGGUUUACGCGGCUUAUGGGGAUGGGAAGAUUAGGGUUUGGCAGAGAACUUGGGACGAAGGGUUGAAGCAUGUCCGCUUGGCGACGAUUCCAAAGACGGGUAACUAUGUCCGCAGCUACAUUUCCGGCAAAGAGAAGAUGACGAAGCAUAUGGGGCCUAUAACAUCCGUAGCGAUCAAUGUCUCGGACGACAUCCUAUACUCGGCUUCCAUGGACAAAACCGUCAAAGUGUGGAGAAUCUCCGACCUCAAGUGCAUUGAGACAAUCCAGGCCCACCCGGAGCCGAUCAAUGCCAUAAUCGUCGCCGACGACGGAGUCCUCUUCACCGCCUCCGACGACGCCACCGUCAAGGUGUGGCGGCGCAACUUCUGCCGCGGCGACCAGCCCCACUCCCUCACCGUCACCCUCCCAGCCAAGUACUCCCCCGUCAAGGCCCUAACCCUAACCCCCGACGGCGCCGUCCUCUACGGCGGCUGCACCGACGGCUACAUCCACUACUGGCUCAAGGGCUGGUACUCCGGCCAGCUCCAGUACGGCGGCGCGCUCCAGGGCCACACCCACGCCGUGAUGUGCCUCGCCAGCGUGGCGAACUUCGUCGUUAGCGGCUCGGCCGACUCCACCAGUAGGGUUUGGGCCAGGGAACAGGACGGCCAGCACACCUGCUUGGCGGUGCUCGUCGGCCACCGCGGGCCCGUCCGCUCCGUCGCUGCCUUUUCUGGCCGGUUCGGGGAGGAUAUCAGUGAUCAGGAGGGGUGUACUAUUUGCACUGGUAGCCUUGACGGCGUGCUUAAGGUGUGGCGAGUAGUGACGUCAGGCGUGAAUUAUAUGAACCGGUGUUCGACUCCUAGUGGGUGCGAGUAUUUUGAGCUCUAG
Morus notabilis is the source of this 1278-nucleotide messenger RNA. RefSeq names its product protein JINGUBANG. The record is from RefSeq and is a predicted model, not a curated record. Lineage: Eukaryota; Viridiplantae; Streptophyta; Magnoliopsida; Rosales; Moraceae. The coding region runs from base 1 to 1278 and encodes 425 amino acids. Gene Ontology annotation, molecular function: protein binding. The transcript has 3 exons.